CCAUAAUCUCUUUGCUUUCCCUUACUGAGUGUUUUUCAAACAAAACUCAUUAAACAAAGUACUCCUUUAUUCUCGGGUAGAUGGAACUAAGAGAGAGAACAAACAGCAGUAAUGCACUUGCUGUAGAGAACAGAAAAAAAAAACAUUCCAAGAAAUUUUGUUAAUACAUGCCAAUGCAGUUUUAUAUGAGAAGGGAUAGUUCCAUUCAAGAGAAACUGCAUUUUCGAGGACAUCUACACUGAAGAAAACAUCUCAGACCUCACAUCCAGCAAGGGCUACAGCUUGGCACUCAUUUUCUCGAGAGAAAGGACAGACAAAAGGUGACAGCAGAUAAUCAUCAUGGCAUCAGCAAGUCUGCAGUUCUUUGCUUUUAUUCUGGCUUUGUUUGGUGUUUUUGGAGAUAUCGCGGCCACCCUGCUACCAAACUGGAAGGUAAAUGCAGAUGUUGGCUCAAAUAUCAUAACAGCUAUAACACAGAUGCAAGGACUUUGGAUGGACUGCACAUGGUACAGCACUGGGAUGUUUAGCUGUACCCUGAAAUACUCCAUUCUCUCUCUCCCCGUCUACAUCCAGGCUGCACGGACCACCAUGGUACUGUCUUGUAUCCUAUCAGCAUUUGGGAUCUGCAUCACUACAGUUGGAAUGAAAUGCACAAAGUUGGGAGGGGACAGUGACAGCAAAAGUCACGCUUGUUUUGCUGGAGGAAUCUGCUUCAUUCUUGCAGGAAUCUCUGGAUUAGUACCAACAUCCUGGUACACAAGAGAAAUUAUUUCAAAUUUUCUGGACCAGACCAUUCCAGAGAGCAGUAAACACGAGCCAGGAGGAGCAGUUUAUACAGGAUUCAUUUCAGCAGGCUUUCUGCUUAUCGCAGGUGUGAUUUUCUGCACUUCGUGUUUUAACAAGCAGCAAGGAGGAUGGAUUUACCCUCCAAAGCAGCACCAUUUCCCAUCCACAGAGCAGGAGAGCAAUGAAGGUUACAAUCUGAAGGACUAUGUGUAAAUAGUUACUUCUAUCCAUUCAAGGGGUUUUUUAUGUGCUAAGAGUAGUUUGAUUAUUUCAAAGAAUGUAUAACCAAGCACUUAACUUUUCCUAUAUCUGGGUUGCAGUUAUGUUUAUGCAAGGUACUUAAUUCAUAGGGGCAUCCACAAAAAGGAAAGAAGUAGAAAAUGAUACUUGUCUGCUACAAAAGUACUUUAUUUUGCUGAUUUUCCAAACCAUGCUGACUUUCCACGUAGCAUUUACUGAAGAAAAAGGAACUAUUUUUAAACAUAACUGACUGUACAAUUAAGGUACCGAUGUCUUGUUAUAGGAAAGAUGAUUAAAGACUGCUUUCUAUUUAGCGAAUCAGGCUUUCAAUAAUGUAACAUUUUACAGUGUAUUUUACAUUUUUAUCUCUAUCUUAAGUUAUGAUGCAAGGAAAAGAAGCUCAAACAUUAUUUGUCCAAGAAGCCCAAUUCAAUGGUUUUUAAAAAGCAGACACAUCUGCCUUUCAUUUUCAACUGUAAAUUGCCUCGGUAACUAGAUUUCAUAACAAACAAACAAACAAACACCACCACAAAAAACCCCAACAAAUAAAAAAAAACCACAACAAAAGCCCAUGGCUCCAAACCUUAGCUGCACUGUAUACUGUAUACUGAUAUAUGCAUAUCAGACUGAAGAAUCAGCAGCACCAUUUAGAUCUUGCCAAACACAGCUCUCGCACCCCAAACUGCCACCUGCUGUGGGUUUCAUUGAUUAUUGUUAAGAAAUGUCUGCUGGACAUUCACCAAUUGCUACUAAUCUAUCACUGCACAAUGAAUGUUAGAGGAUGAGCAAUACAACAACAGAAAUGUAACCAUAACUCUGAAAACACCUGCAAAUUGUAACAAACAGCAUAUAAACCCCUGUAGGGUCUCUUUCAGGCCCACUCCCAUGUAUUCUCUUACUGUAAAAUGUAGCAUACAACAAUCAUAAAGAGACAGCUCCUUUAUUUAUUUUCUUAACUCCCUUAUUUUGAAUAAUUAUCUUAAAUCCCUUAACCUUUUCUUUCACCACACAGAUUUUGUUUUGUAUUGGUCACUGGCAAGGUAUGUUGUAUCUAAAUACUUCCCUAAACAACAACCAUAUUGAUGAAUGAAAAGGGGUAUGAUUCAGGCCUUUAAAUUUAGGAAUAUGGUAACACUGGAUGAGUCUUUCAAUAAAACCAACUGCUAUUUAUUCUGCGUAUUUAUACACAACUUUCA
Messenger RNA from Lepidothrix coronata (blue-crowned manakin), 2222 nucleotides. RefSeq names its product claudin 20 (gene CLDN20). The coding region runs from base 340 to 999 and encodes 219 amino acids. The transcript is spliced from 2 exons. Gene Ontology annotation, biological process: cell adhesion; bicellular tight junction assembly. Lineage: Eukaryota; Metazoa; Chordata; Aves; Passeriformes; Pipridae. The record is from RefSeq and is a predicted model, not a curated record. Gene Ontology annotation, cellular component: plasma membrane; bicellular tight junction. Gene Ontology annotation, molecular function: structural molecule activity.